Messenger RNA from Doryrhamphus excisus (bluestripe pipefish), 3257 nucleotides. Its product is annotated as all-trans-retinol 13,14-reductase-like. The record is from RefSeq and is a predicted model, not a curated record. Gene Ontology annotation, molecular function: oxidoreductase activity. Lineage: Eukaryota; Metazoa; Chordata; Actinopteri; Syngnathiformes; Syngnathidae.
UCCUUUACUCAGCUGGUCCAGGCUGGACGAUGUGGUGGUGGCUGCUUGCUGUGGUGUUUGUCGGCCUGAUGCUGGCCUUCCUGACCUUCGGGCGGCGCUACAAGGUGUUCAGUGAGAGGACCGUCAAGCCUCCGGGAGCCCUGGAAAACAAUGACAAAAAGAGGGAUGACAGACUGAAGAGAGGAUUCCGCAUGGAUCGUGUUCCUCAGGGUUUGGAUGCUGUGGUUAUUGGCAGCGGGAUGGGAGGACUGUCAGCGGCGGCGUUGUUGUCCAAAGCUGGAAAGAAGGUUCUGGUUCUGGAGCAGCACGAUCAGGCUGGAGGAUGCACGCACACCUUUCAAAAUAAAGGAUUUGAGUUUGAUGUGGGCAUUCAUUACCUGGGCCAGCUUCAUGACAACAGCAUGCUGAGGAUUGCGUUGGAUCAGAUCACAGAAGGCCAGUUGCAGUUUACUCGACUGGAGCAACACUUUGAUACUCUGCUUUUGGGCCAGCCAGGACAACAAAGGGAGUAUCACAUCCAUGCUGGGAAGAGUGAAAUGGCAGCCAGCCUGAAGAAGCAGUUCCCUGGGGAGGAGGACGCCAUUGAUGAGUUUUUCCGCUUGAUGAAGUUAGCCUCACAACGGACACCACUGAUUGCCGGUUUGAAGAUGAUUCCUUAUUGGCUGGUCAACUUCCUGAUUUGGACGGGCCUAUUGGAUCGCAUAUCAACCGUCUUCCGCCUAGCGACAACAAACCACUCCGAAAUCAUGUCCAGUCUCACAGACAACAAGGACCUUCAGGCUCUCUCUGCCUACCUUUUCUAUGGUGUGCCUCCUAAACAGUCCAGCUUUCUCAUCAAUGCACUUCUUGUCCAUCAUUACAAACGCGGUGCUUACUACCCACGAGGGGGCGCCAGUGAAUUCGCCUUCCAUAUCAUCCCUGUCAUCCAGCAGUCAGGGGGCGCUGUCUUGGUCAGGGCUCCCGUGCAGCGUGUUCUACUAAACCAGCAAGGGAGAGCUUGUGGUGUGACGGUGCUGAAAGGCCAGGAGGAGAUUGAGAUCUUUGCUCCUGCCAUCAUCUCCAAUGCAGGAAUCUUCAACACCUUCCAGAAGUUUUUGCCACAGCACAUCCAAGAAAAAGCAGAGAUCCGGUCCUUGUUGAGUAUGGUACGUCACGGCAUGGGUUCCUUCUUGGUCUUUGUUGGUCUGGAUGGAACCAAAGAAGAACUGGGAAUCGUUUCCACCAAUUUCUGGAUGUAUAAAGACAACGACCUGGACUCACUGAUGGAAGAGUAUUCCUCACGGAGCAGAGAGCAGGUAUUGGGGAACAUUCCCAUGAUGUUCAUCACCUUUCCAUCUGCCAAAGAUCCCACAGCCAGCAUUCGACACCCAGGCAAGUCCUGCAUGACUUUGCUCACCAUGGCUCGCUAUGAGUGGUUUGAGGAGUGGGAGGGGACAAAGCUGGGCAAGAGGGGACAGGACUACCUGGAUAUGAAACACGCCAUGUCUCAAGAACUGCUGGACUGGGCCCUGACCAUCUUCCCCCAACUGAAAGACAAGGUGGUUAUGGUGGACGCUGCCACCCCGCUGACGAACGUCCACUAUUUGGGUGCCCCAAGAGGGGAAAUGUACGGCGCGGAACACAACCUGGAGCGCUUCACCCCACAAACGGUUGCAAGGACCAGACCCCAAACACCAGUUGGUGGUCUCUACUUAACAGGUCAGGAUGUGUUCUGUAACGGCAUGGCUGGAGCUCUGCACGGUGGAAUUCUUUGUGCAUCGGCUGUCCUCAAUCAGAUUCUCUACAUCGACCUUCUAGCCCUCAAGACCCGCAUUAAAAGAAAACAGGCCAAUCGCAAACUCGCUUGACUUGGAUUUGCCUCACAACAGUAAAUACAUCAUAUAAAUAUCAAGAUCAAAUAUAUGGAGCAAAUAUCUUCAGCCUUUCAUUUUAUUCAUUCGUCACUCCCUAAGUCGUGUCCAUAGCAAACAUUUGUCCGGUGACAAGUCACGUGACUAGCCAAAAUGGCAGCAUGUCAUUUGAAAUGAAAGCUAAUUUUCAAUCCAUUUAACAAUAAGCAACACUUUAAUUAGCAAAUGCAACAAAAUAAUACAAGAAAUAAUAAUACUUAUACAAAAAUAAAAAGCAUUCAUUCAUAAAUUCAUAAUAAAAAGGUUUUUGUUUUGCAAUGAAACAAAAAAAAGCCAAGAAAUAAAUGUUAAAAAGACUUUCUGGCCUUUUCCUCAUUCUUUUUCAUUCAACGAGUGAAACAGAAACACUUCCAUUGUGUGCUUUAGUCUUCACACUCCUGCUUGGGAUCCACGUGCACGUUGGCAUUUUCAUCUUCACAGCAGAAGAAGUCAUCCUUCACGUUCCAACCACUCCUUCUAGAACACCCAGGUGACAGGAACCCACUGGUGGGUUUUAGAGACCAUGUCCAGGGCAGCUUUGACUUCCCGGUAGCUUUCAUCCAGGUUGUUGUUUUGGAUGCUGAAGUCAAAGUAAUGACCGUAAGCAGCUUGGAUUUUAGAACUCUCCUCACACGUUCUCUGCAGCUCCUCAUCCUGCCAUCGACAACACCACAUUCCAAUCACUACACAACAUCCAUCCAUCCACACACAACUCAGCAUUUUUUGCGUCCAUCUUUCAUUAGCACAACUUUUCCUUUCUGCAUAAUAGUCCUACCUCUCUCUCCCAUCUUCAUCACAAACGCAUCCCAGUGCUAAAUGUCUGCUAAACACCUCCCCAUGUUAAUUGUCUGCUAAUUGCUAAAUAUCUAUUAAUUGGAAAUGUCUGUUAUUUGCUAAAGGUCUGAUAAAUGCCAAAUGUCUGCUGAAUGCUAAAGGUGUGCUAAAUGUCUACUAAAUGCUAAAGGUGUGCUAAAUGCUAAAAGUCCGCAAAAUGCUAAAUGUGUGAUAAAUGCUAAAGGUGUGCUAAGUGCCUGCUAAAUGGUUGCUAAAUGCUAAAGGUCUGUUAAAUGUGUGCUCAAUGCUAAACCUGUGCUAAAUGCUAACGGUCCACUAAAUGCUAAAUGUCCGCUAAAUGUCCGCUAAAUGUCCGCUAAAUGUCUGCUAAAUGUCCGCUAAAUGUCCGCUAAAUGUCCGCUAAAUGCUAAAAAUCUGUUAAAUGCCUGCUAAAUGCCUGCUAAAUGCUAAAGGUCUGCUAAAUGUGUACUCAAUGCUAAACCUGUGCUAAACACUAAAGGUUCGCUAAAUGCCCUGUUAAAUGUCUGCAGACGAAUAAAGGCAUAUCUUAUCUUAUCUUAAAUGUCCACUCAA